Cylicostephanus goldi is the source of this 651-nucleotide messenger RNA. Lineage: Eukaryota; Metazoa; Nematoda; Chromadorea; Rhabditida; Strongylidae. The record is from the annotation of a GenBank genome assembly.
AUGGCUAGCAAAACGGUUUUUUAUCUUCAAAAUCAUUCACCUUCCCUCGUCUUCCAAAUGCGGUUUUUCUACCGAAUUUGGGAGACGAGGGAAGGGCGCGAGCAAGCCGCACUUCUUGGCAAACGUUUGGCUCAGUGUGGUAUCAGCUUUGAUGAACUCGUGAUGUCUACUAUGAUAAGAGCCAGAGAAACAGCUGAGAUCAUUUUGGAACAUCUACCACCAGCACUGAAGAGGUUGCAGUUGUUCUCUGACGUUUCGAUUAGACCUUUACUUUCUUCAAGUUCGAGCUGUCCAUUACUGGAAGAAGGUCCUCCCUAUCCCCCAGUUCCAGCUGUAGAUUACUGGAACCCGGAGUAUGCAGAUUUCUUUGCGGAAGGACUGAGAAUUGAGUCCGCAUUCCGUAGGCAUAUACACCGCGCUGAUUCCUCACAGAAAGAAGAUUCUUACGAACUAUACGUUUGUCAUUCGAAUGUCAUUCGCUACUUCGUCUGUCGAGCUCUGCAGUUUCCUCCAGAAGGUUGGCUUCGCAUGUCAUUAGGAAACUGCAGCAUCACAUGGCUUGUCAUUUUUCCCUCGGGCAGGGUCAGUCUUCAGAGUCUCGGUGAUAUCGGUCAUUUGCCUUUUUCUAAAGUGACAUUUACUUUGGUGUGA